This is a messenger RNA of Rhodotorula toruloides NP11, 693 nucleotides long. RefSeq lists its product as uncharacterized. Lineage: Eukaryota; Fungi; Basidiomycota; Microbotryomycetes; Sporidiobolales; Sporidiobolaceae. The coding region runs from base 1 to 693 and encodes 230 amino acids. The transcript has 6 exons. The record is from RefSeq and is a predicted model, not a curated record.
AUGUAUCUUCGCGGACCUAGGAUCUUCAUGUUCCUCCUCACGCAGGCGCUCGUCGGCGCCGAAGUUGGCCUCUCAAGCUGGUCGCUCGCCGACGGCUACGACAAGAAGCGUCUGACGAAGCACGUUUUGCCGAGUGCUACGCUGCACAUCAAUGACGCUUUCGGCGUCGGUGGAGCGGUGACGGGCGCAGCGGGCUUGUCGUCGAUUCUCUGCGGCAUCCUACUCCUCUACACGGUCUUCCACCCCCGUCGGCCAGAGACUAUCCGCUCGAUCCGCAUCAAGGAGGGCCUCUUCGGAACCGUCAUCCUCCUCCUCCUCGGCGCCUUGAUUCCCGCUACCUACAUCACCGCAACCAAAGGAGGAGUCAUCACUGCUCCUGGAAUUCCUAACGCCGUUAUCGCCAAGCUCGUGGCGGCGUCGGGACAGGACUUGAGGUACAAGGUUCAAAAGCCUAUCAUCUCCUACCUGAUCGUCGGCUGGCUCGCCUUCAUCUCGACCUGCAUCACCUUCGUCCUCGUCUCGAUUGCCGCACGCAAGACGCUCAAGUACGGUGUCGACAACGCAGGCCCGCUCGCUGCCCCCGCCCACGCUCACGACGCCCAGGCCUCGCACUCGACGGUCGACAUGAGUGACAAGCCGCACGUUGAGCAUGUGUACUCGCUCGAGGAGAAGGAGCAGCACCGUGCCGUCUGA